CGGACAUGUCGGGGGUGUUCGUCUUCCAUUUCAAUCCCGAUCAUUUCGGCGAGUCAGUCACCAGCCCGCACCUGCGAUCCCCUCCAUUCCAAGAGAAACCAUACAGGCGCAUUGUCCAGGCGGUUCUGGAAGCUCGCGCAGGGGAGGGCAACAAGGCGUCCUUGAACGACGGCGAGGUGGUAUUCUUGAUGGACGGGGGUAAGCCUGGCAUCACCAAGGCCCUGCUUGCACCGUGGAAGGUUGGUUCGAUCCUCGAGAAAUCUGAGAAGAAGGCCCCCGACGAUGAUGAGGCCGUCGUGGUUGAUGAUCAUGAUGAGGACGACGAGGAGGCCGUCCGCUUCGUAUCCAGGGGGAUCACGGUCCACAAGGACGAGGCCAGCAUGAAGGAGCGCAAGAAGCUUACGCGCGGAGUGGCCUGCGUCAAGCAGACGAGCCAGUUGCACAUUUGCUCGGCCGCCCCCUUGCAGCUGCCGCCGCGUGCUUCGAAGCACUACCCAUCAUCGGGCACCAAUCAGGGCGCGAUCAUCGGCCCCGUCGUGCUGCCCGUGCCCAGCGAGGACUACCGGAUCGCCGUGGGCGGCAAGGUCGCCGGCCAGGGCGAGGGCAAGAAGCGCGAGAACGACGACUGGGAGAUGGUCUUCAUGAACGCGAUGCCGCCGAAGUUCUUCUCGGAGCUGAAUCACAGGCACUUCGCGUCCCACGCGUUCGACAUCUCGCCCGGCCCGGGCGCGUACGGCGAGGAGUGCAUCCACGAGGGCAUCACCUACUUCUGCCUGGCUUUCACUGAGCUGCACGCCGAG
Molecule: messenger RNA, 800 nt
Organism: Prorocentrum cordatum
Lineage: Eukaryota; Dinophyceae; Prorocentrales; Prorocentraceae
Source: the annotation of a GenBank genome assembly